Molecule: messenger RNA, 2189 nt
Organism: Aphanomyces astaci
Lineage: Eukaryota; Oomycota; Saprolegniomycetes; Saprolegniales; Verrucalvaceae
Exons: 1
Coding region: 1295-1618 (107 amino acids)
Source: RefSeq, a predicted model, not a curated record
UCUCAAUCGCUUGAGGGAGACCCGCCACACGUGGCGGACGGGAAUGUCAGCGGCUAAGAGGCGCGUCUUGCGCGUGUUCACGACGUCCUCGAGGAGGGCGAACCCGUACACUUUAAAGUACGUUUGGCGAAACAAAGCGUUGAGCGCGACCUUGAUGUAGUGGUUGAUGCCCACAACAUACUGGUCGUUGAUGAUCACAAACCCGAGCAGCCACACUCCGGACGCAGACACAAAGAUCUGCCCGCCAUCGUACACAUAGUCCUUUGUGAACGCGACGAACCCAUAGAUGUUGCCGACGAUGCUGCCGGCACAGCGCUCGACGUUGGCGUUCUCCGUGUCGGCAGCGUUCAGCUCCAUGUACAACGUCGAACGCUUGGUCCAGUGGAUUUGGGGCGACAGCUCCCGCGCGACGCCGAUUUGGCAGUUGCCAUGUCGGGCGUUCAGGCGCGAUCGGCCAACAUGCACGAGGUACAUGACCAACGGUUUCACAUGAUGCCAUUUCAAGUGCCGAAUCGUCGACAGGACUUGGCGCGCCAUUGGCUUGUGCCGGGUGUCCCAUAGUUUGAACAGCACCACGUACAAGAUACUGGCUCCAAUCGCCACGAUCAAGUACGUACAUUCGUUGGCAAUAAGCCAAAAGUUGGUGUUGUCGUUCUCAUGGUACGCCCACAAAUCCAUCGCGCCAUGCCCCGUGGGCAAGAUGUUUUCAAAGUAGUUUUGCUUGAUGAACGGUGUGACCCGUGCGGCACAGAGCCCCAUCGCUUUGAUCAAGUCUUGGCGGAGGUAGUAGCACAGCGCGUAGAUCAUCACGACGGUGACCAGCUGGACGCGGACGCGGAGCGCAUUCGCGGCCACAAACGUCGUGGCCAGCACCACCAUGAGCCCGUCCGCCCGGGAGAUUUCGUUGAAGUCUAGCGUGCCGCCCCACUUGUUGCGCACACUGCCCUGGUUCACUGCCCACUGGUGGGGGUACCACCAUCCGUUCAUGAUACAAUCGAGAAGCAACAACAACGCUCGAAUCGACGCCCGCGACUGAAUCGACGGGUAGAUGUCGGGCACCCAGAACACGCCUGUGAACAUGUACAUGUUGUACAUGACCAGGAACGCCACGCCCGUGUUGAUGGCAAUGUUGAACCCGAUGCCAACGCCGAGGAAGCAUCGAAACCACCCCCACGUGUCUUUGAACACUUUGACGCCUUGAAACUGGAUCGUCGACGCAAACGUAAUCGGGUCGGACGGAAGGUCCCAGUAAAAGUAGUUGAAACUCGCUUGGAUGUCGGGCGCCCGCCGGUAGAUGCCCGUGGUGCCAGAAAACACAAACGCUUCGUUGGUCGCGAUGAUCCGGGCGUGCCAUUGCCCGUCGGGGGGCACGAGCGAGUCGAGGGCGAUAGGCUCAAACGCCUCCCACUCGUACGGAAACAAAAACCCCAUCGCCGUCUCGUACGUGGCAGGCUGCGAGGACUUGACGGUGACGCCAUCGACCGUCAUGGAGGCCAGCGCCAUCGUUGUAAACAUAGCGACGCCGCCCGAAGUCCGACGCUGCUUGGCCGGCCGGUGGAUGCUCAGCACCUGCAGCAUGAACGUGGAAAAUGUUUGCACUUGGCGGUCCACCAGGUAGAGCAUCAGCACAGUCGUGUCUUCAAAUUUGCGGCCCUCAUACCCACAGUCGAGCACGACCCAGUGAUUCGUGAGGUUCCACGACGGGUACGCGGCCAAUGCGUACUUGAGGACGUCGUGCAGAUACGACGGCUUGUACAAGUAGUCGAUGCCUGACGGGGAGUUGCAGCUGGUGGUGGUCACUGUGACAGAGUGAAACACGGCCGACCACAACGAGGAGGACGAGGUGACGGUGGUAGCCUUGUCUAGGUACCCGACAAACGACUGGUUCUGCGGUUUAUUAGCGUCCAGCGUUUCGAAUGCUGUCCGGACGAGCCCGGGGGUCGACACGAGGAUGGGCAGGAACAACUGGGUUACAAGGGGACUCGUGUACGAGAUUGUCUUGGUCGGGGGCGUUGACACCCCCACGAGCAGCCGCUUGUUCGAGUCGGAGCCUGUGUACUCGCAGAAGAAGACGAUGCCAGCUGCGACACAGGCCAGGGCCCGACUCGCUAAAAACAUGAGCUUCCGCACACGGCGGCGGAGAGACGGCAUGGUGCUAACUAAGGUGGUGAUGGUGGCGGUGAUGACCC